This is a messenger RNA of Closterium sp. Yama58-4, 1791 nucleotides long. The record is from the annotation of a GenBank genome assembly. Lineage: Eukaryota; Viridiplantae; Streptophyta; Zygnematophyceae; Desmidiales; Closteriaceae.
AUGGCGCCUCCGCCUGACCGCAUCUCCGCCAAACACGCCGCGAAGCCCGCCGCUCCUGGCGGUGGUUGGGCGCAUGUUUCUCUCGAUCGCGCAACCGCGCCGCAUGCUUCAACGCCGGGGGAACCGGCGGCGGCGACGCUUGCGGACUGUCACCCCCCGUACAGUCGCAUCCCACAUUGUCACAACCAAGGCAGCGGGGAGGAUCAGCUUUCCCCGUUAGUGUCACGCGAGGCCGUCGCGGAAGCGAGCCCGCUCGGGCUGACGCUUCGCAAGACGCCGUCGCUGGUGGAGUUCAUUUCGCACAGGCUAUCGCAGGGCGCUGGCGACACAUCUGGCGACGCUGCUGGCGACGGUGCCGACGACAGGGCGGGCGACGGCUCUGACGACGUGGAUAUGACAGAAGAGGGGCGGGCGGGCGUGCCGAGCGGCGGAGAAGGCAGAGAACCGGCGGGGCCGGGGCAUACGAUGUGCGGAGGCGACGCGCAGCGGACGGCACGCGGGAUGGGCGGAGGGGGAAUGAACAGCAGCAGUAGCAGUAGCAGCAGCGAGGCGGACCUGGGCGGCGGCGGGAUGGCGCAGGGCAGCAGCGCGCGGGGGAAUGAAAUCCGCACGGGGGACAAGCCUGUCCGCCCCAAUAGCGCUCCCGCGCACCAGCACGCGCAGGAGCAGGGGCGCGCGCAGGGCAAGGGGAUACCGGCGCUAGUGGCGUUCGGCGGAGGCGCAACCGCGGCGGACGGGGCUUUCGCGUCCCCCGAUGGCGCGCUGAUGGCGGAGGGCGCGCUCGCGUCGUUCAGCGCGCCGUUCCCGGCGCUGCCGGCGCCGCCGUCGGACAAGCUGAAGGCGUCCAACUUCCCCGCGACGCGCAUGACCAUCGGCUCCUGGGAGGACUGUGUCGCGGAAGGCGGAAUGUCGCGAGUGUGCGAGCAUUCCCGCGCAUGGCCGCAUGGUCUGAAGUUCAAGUCCCCCCUCAAUACUGCUAAACCCUCCCUAAACCUCUGUCGACGCUGCCCCUCAUCCCUCACCUCCUUUCUCCCGCCCUCACCUCACCCUCUCCCCCCCCCCAACUCCUCCCCCUUCCCCGUCCUUCCCCCGUUCCCACCCUUCUCCACCGCCCCUGUCCGCCCAACCUUCUUCCCCCCCCUCCACGCGCACCAGAGGCGCAGCAAGUACGAGGGCGAUCUGGUGGCCAAGUGUUACUUCGCGAAGCGCAAGCUGGUGUGGGAGGUGCUGGAGGGCGGGCUGAAGAGCAAGGUCGAGGUGCAGUGGGGCGACAUCGCCUCCCUGCGCGCCUGCACCGCCAAGGGCCAGCCUGGCGUUCUCGAGAUCGAGGUGUCGCGCCCCCCCCAGUUUUUCAAGGAGAUGAAUCCGCAGCCGCGCCGCCACACGCUCUGGCAGUCAACGCCCGACUUCACCGCCGGCCAGGCCAACUCCUUCAGACGGCACGUGGUGGAGUUCGCAGAGGGCGUGCUGAACAAGCACCUGCACAAGCUGCUCGCCUCCGACCCGCGCCUGCGUGACCUUGCUCACGGCACCUCGCACGGCCAGCACUCGCACGCGGGCCAGAUGGGGCAGGGCGGGCAAGGGAGCACGCACAUGGCCAUGCAUGCGCGCAACCAUGCCCACGCGCACGCAUAUGGCAGAGAUGUGCUGCAGCGGUCGCCACACAAGGCAGGCGUGGGGGCCAUGGGGGCGGGCGGGGCGAUGGAGGGCGUGAUGAGCAACUCGUACGAUGGGGAGCAGGAGGAGGAAGAGGAGGAGGAGGAGGAAGAGGAGGAGGAUGGAGGGGAAUGA